AUGUCUUCUUUUAUCUCCAGUUUCAAGGCUUUGUCCCUUGCCGAUGCUUCCACCGCUUCCCCAGCGCUUUUCCCGGAAUUGUCCACCCCAGAGCAACAGGCUGAGUCCGCCCAGUGGACCACUCUUGCUGAGAGACUCCCAGAGUCCCUUGUCCAGUUGAACGAGACCUUGAAGACGAGAACCUUUGUCUUGGGUAGCUUCCCAUCUGCCGUUGACCUCACUCUCUUUGUCAAGGUCUUGCCGCUUGCCAGAGCCGUCACUGACGUUGCUGCCGCCAGACACAUCUUGAGAUGGGUUGACUUGGUGCAAAACACCUUGGUCUCCGUGCCAGUUAACGAAAAGUUGGUCAUCGACUAUACUGUGGAGUUACCAAGAGAAAUCAAGGCCAAGCCAGAAAAAAAAAAGGCUGAGGAGGCCAAGGAGGCGCCUAAGGCUGAAGUCAAGGAGAUCAAGGAGGAGGCUUCCGUUGCCGGUAAGGAAUUGACUGAGGAGCAAAAGAAGGCUAGAACCGAGGCCCAGAAGGCCAAGAAGGCUGCUAGAGCUGCCCAGAAGGCUGAGAUUAAUGCCAAGGCUGCUGUUGCCGCCGGUCCAUCUGUCUCCAUGAUCGACUUCCGUGUUGGCUUCAUCCAGAAGUGUGAGAAGCACCCAGAUGCCGACUCCCUCUACGUCUCCACCAUUGAUAUGGGUGAUGCUGAGGGCCCAAGAACUGUGUGUUCCGGGUUGGUCAAAUACUUCCCCUUGGAGGCUAUGCAAGAGAGAUGGGUCGUGUGUAUCGCCAACCUCAAGCCAGUCAACAUGAGAGGAGUCAAGUCCUGCGCCAUGGUCUUGUGUGCAUCUGACGAGGACAAGGUUGAAUUUGUCAACCCGCCAGCCGGCUCUAAGCCAGGUGACCACCUCUUCUUUGAGGGCAACGACGGCACCCCAGAGAAGGUCUUGAACCCUAAGAAGAAGGUCUGGGAGACCUACCAGCCGGGUUUCUCCACCAACGAAGGCUUUGAGGUCACCUACACCGCUGAAGGCAAGCCAGCCGCCAAGUUGGUUAACGCCAAGGGUGAGGUGUGCAAGAACUCCACCAUCGUCAAAGCCAAUGUCCGCUAA
Messenger RNA from Babjeviella inositovora NRRL Y-12698, 1098 nucleotides. RefSeq names its product Arc1p (gene ARC1). Gene Ontology annotation, molecular function: tRNA binding. Gene Ontology annotation, cellular component: methionyl glutamyl tRNA synthetase complex. The record is from RefSeq and is a predicted model, not a curated record. NCBI's taxonomy places the organism in Eukaryota, Fungi, Ascomycota, Pichiomycetes, Serinales. The coding region runs from base 1 to 1098 and encodes 365 amino acids. The transcript has a single exon.